AUGGUGGUAGUAGCAGCAAAGAAGUUAAGGCCAUAUUUUCAAGGCCAUACGGUCAUUAUACGCACUAAUCAACCUCUGAGGAAGGCAUUGCAGAGGCCGGAAACUUCGGGAAGGAUGGUUAGUUGGUCCUUCCAGUUGGGAGAGCAUGAUAUAAGAUAUGAGCCAAGGAAAACAUUGAAGGCGGAAGCACUUGCAGACUUUGUAGUAGAGAUGACGGAGAAACCAGACACCGAAGAACCCAGAGAAGCAGUUACUUGGAAUCUCUACGUAGACGGAGCGUCCAAUGACCUCGGAGCCGGAGAAGGUGUUUUCUUGGAAGGACCGAUGGGAAUAACAAUCGAGUAUUCAGUACACUUGAAAUUUAAAGCAACCAAUAACGUGGCAGAAUAUGAAGCUCUCAUAACAAGAUUGUCAAUUGCGAAAGCAAUGAAAACCGAAGUCCUACGAAUCCAUAGUGAUUCCCAGUUAGUCACAGGACAAAUAGGAGGACAGUUUCAAGCAAAAGAGGCGAAGAUGGCAAGAUAUGUGGAGAAAGCAAAAGAAAUCUUGAAUGACAUAGAGAGAUUCGGAGGUGAAUGGGAGAUUUUCCCCAUACCCAGAGAAGAGAAUGCAGCCGCAGAUGCAAUCGCCAAAGAAACAGCUACGAAGAACCAGCGUUUCAUGGAGAUGAAAAUGAAAGAAGAAUGCUCGACUUCUUCUGUAGACGCAGAGGAGGAAGUGUUAUCUAUAGAAGAAGUAGACACCUGGAUGCAGAAACUAUUGGCAUGCCUAACAGACGGCACUCUCCCAGAGCAAACAGCUGAAGCAGCAAAAGUAGUUCGACAAUCGGCAUCGUACUCAGUCUUAGAAGGAGUACUCUAUAGGGCAUCAGCUACGCACCCGUGGUCUCGAUGCCUGACGAAGACAGAAGGCCUAUAUGUUCUGCAGGAAAUUCACGAGGGAAUCUGCGGGGCUCAUGAGGCAUCAGCAGCCUUGGUUAGGAAAGCAUCCUUACAAGGUUUCUACUGUUUAUCCAUGAAGAAAGAUGCAGAAGACCUGGUACUUAAAUGUGAUAAGUGUCAGAAGUUCGGCGCAGUGAUACGAACACCCGCAUCUGAGCAACACCCCGUCGGUAGUCCAUGGCCGUUCAUGACUUGGGGCAUAGACAUACUGGGACCUUUCCCCCCAGCGCAGGGACAAGUAAAGCUAAUCGUAGUAGCCGUAGAUCACUUUACCAAAUGGGUGGAGGUAGAGCCAAUGAAGACGAUCACCACGGAGAAGAUUCAAACUUGGCUAUCAAGAGAAGUCAUGGGAAGAAAAGCCACUGGCGAAACUCCCUUCAGUCUGGUGUAUGGCAUAGAAGUUGUGCUGCCAGUAGAAAUCGGCAUGCCUUCAUUAAGAGUUCAAGUCUUUGACGAAGAGAAGAAUGAAGAAUCCAUGCGAUUAUGCCUGGACCUGUUGGAAGAACGAAGACACCAGACUGCAGUAAGAGCAGAAGCGUAUCAAAGUCAGAUGGCUAAAUACCACAAUGCCAAGGUGAAGAGAAGAAGCUUUAUGGUAGUAGAUUUAGUACUCCGGAAAGCAGAAAUUGGCAAAGGAGCAGCAGGAGUUGGCAAACUACGAGCCAACUGGGAUGGUCCAUUUUGA
Molecule: messenger RNA, 1626 nt
Organism: Mercurialis annua (annual mercury)
Lineage: Eukaryota; Viridiplantae; Streptophyta; Magnoliopsida; Malpighiales; Euphorbiaceae
Exons: 3
Coding region: 1-1626 (541 amino acids)
Molecular function (GO): RNA-DNA hybrid ribonuclease activity; nucleic acid binding
Source: RefSeq, a predicted model, not a curated record